GUUGUUCACUCAUCCACAAUCUCGAAAAGGAAAUUCACCUUUUCAGACUUCAGUCUCGUGAAGCAGCGUGUUUGUGUUCAAAUGAUUUUGUUUUCAGACGUGUUCUGGUAACGUGUUUCUUUAGAAGUGUUUUAUGAGAAUAUGAACUCAUCUGUCGGAUUUAUAGCGCAAGUUUCUGGAUCUGUUUGUUUGUUUGCUGCUGAUGUUUACUGUGAUCGCUUCGGACGGACUCGUGAUCGCCAUCCUCAGUCGGUUUGAUCUAAUCAAAAGUUUACCGUUUAACCGGAGAAACGAAAACAGAUGCGGAUCCCUAUAACGGCUUGAUUUCUGAUGGAGCUGUUUAUGCAUUUAUAAACGAUAACUUUUUGCAGCUGUCUGAAAGAAACGGAACUGGAAAACCACCCCGAAACCGAUCAAUAGAGACAUGAUUGAUUCAAUUGAUCGGUGUCCCGUUAAAUUCUGCUCCGGUCUGAAGAGCGCUUCCUCGCGUUAAUGAUGCUUUGGCCGGAGUGACAAUAAGUGUUGUGUUUUUGUUGUUGUUGUUGUUUUCGUCCGGUCAUGUGUUCACUGAAGGCUCUUCAGGACUGGUGUCGAGAUGUUUGUGAAGGUUACUCUGAUGUUCUGAUCACAGACAUGAGCUCCUCAUUCACAGAUGGACUGGCUUUCUGUGCGAUCAUCCACAAACACAGACCCGAUCUACUAGAUUUUCACUCCCUGUCCAAACACAACGUUUACGAGAACAUGCGUCUGGCGUUUGACGUUGCGGAGCGCGAGCUGGGAAUUCCUGCUCUUUUAGAUCCGGAUGAGCUGGUGUCUGUGGAGGAGCCGGACCUCCUGUCCAUCAUCACUUAUGUCUCUCAGCUCCACUGUGUCUUCAGAGGAAACUCUCACGUCAGUCAGAAGAUUCCUGUGAACAAUGAAUCCAGCAGCACCAAAACACAAGAACAGACACACACUCGGUUCUCAUCAGAUGUGGUCCGAUCGUCAGAUAAAAGAGUCUGUAGUGUCUGUCACACACGUGUUCAUCUCAUUCAGAGGGUUUUGGUGAAGGGAUGCCUGUAUCACCGCUCCUGCUUCAGAUGCAGUCGCUGUCGUCGCUCUCUGCUGCCGAUCUCUUUCACAGUGAACAGUGAAACGGGUUCACUGCAGUGCAGUUAUCCCUGCAAACCUGCUCCUGAUCACGACCGGCCCGCAGAUCAAUACUCACAGAACGACACCAGUGAGACAGACGGAGACAGGAGUGAGACGGAAAGAGACAGGAGUGAGACGGACAGAGAGAGGAGUGAGACAGAUUCCAGUCUUUCCACCUCAUCAGAGACUGACAUACAAGAACCUCCCAAACCUGCUCCCAGAAAGAGGGCGGAGCCUCAGGAACCUCCUAGCCCCACCCCCAGAUCACCGGAUCAUCGCCCUGACAACGUCUCGUCUCGGAGCGCCGUCCGUAAAGAACAUCCCUGGAUGAAGCUGGUUGAUCCGGGUCCCUGGUCUCGGCUUCCUCCGGCUCCGGCUCCAUUCGCUCAUUGCCGCCACCGGCCUGCGACAUUUAACCCCUUCCUGGAGGACGAUGAGGAUGAGUCCAAGGAUGAAGAGAAAAACCCUUUCAGUUGCGAAACCUCAGUUGCACACAAACCCCAAACCUCAUCUUCAGUUCCCAGCAUGCACCAGGCUGCAGCUCCUGUUCAUGGUUUCCCGCUCAUCAAGAGGAAGGUGAUCACAGACACAUGCGUGUCAGAGAAGCAGGUGUGUGAGGAGCAGAAGAAGCUGGAGGAGCGUCUGCUGGAGCUGGAGAGGAGAGGAGUGCAGCUGGAGACUGAGAUGAGGAGACGCACCAAUGAGAGUCUUCUAGUCGACUGGUUCCUUCUGAUUCACGAGAAGAACAUGUUGGUGCGCAGAGACACAGAGCUGGUGUAUAUGGUGAAGCAGCAGCGUCUGGAGGAUCAACAGGCUGAUGUGGAGUUUGAGAUCAGAAGCCUCUUCAACAAACCAGAGCAGGACUGGAGCUCCGACGACAAACAUCAGGAACAUCAGCUGAUGUCUCGCCUGCUGUCAAUCAUCCAGCAGAGGAAUGAGAUCAUCAGCAGCCUGGAUCAGGACAGGCAGAGGGAGAAGGAGGAGGACGGUAUGCUGACGGCUGUGAUCCAGAGGAUGGAGUUCCUGACACAGACGGACAAAUCCAGCAGGAGCUUUAAACCCCUUCAGAUGUUCAAGAAGUCCAGCCGUAAGACUGAAAACACCAGCAGAAGAAAGAAGAAAAACAGCUGAAGAACAGGAAGAGACUGUUUAUUAAAUAAUGUCCAGUAAUGGAAAAUAAAAACACACAUCAGGACAAACUGAACUGUUUAUUUAAAAGUUAAUAAGUGUGUAGCAUGGCCACAUUUGAUCAGUUUUCAUCAUUUCUAUCUACCCUUUUCUAUGCACUUUAUAUUUGUAUACACUUAUUUAUUUGUGACAUCAUUAUGUGUUUUUGUUUUUAAGAUAAGAUGUCUUGAGCAUUAGUUAUCGCACGCUUCCCAUUCAAACCACAGUCUCUUCAUUGCCAGCCCUCCAGCUAAGCUGCAUCUCUUCCUGUUGUCUCUAUUAGUGGGAAAAAUAAGCUUUUCACAGCUUUAAAUCAACUGAACAAAUUACUUAGUGUUUGAUUCACUAUUUCAAAGCACUGAGGACACCUUCUGGUCAAAAUGGUGUAAAUGCAACGAAAACUCAGCCAUGAGCUCAGUCUAUUAAUCUACAAAUAAUUAAAUGGCAUCUGACGUUUUGUGCAAUUUUUGUUCUUGUUUUGUGUGUUUU
Molecule: messenger RNA, 2787 nt
Organism: Onychostoma macrolepis
Lineage: Eukaryota; Metazoa; Chordata; Actinopteri; Cypriniformes; Cyprinidae
Gene: micall1b.2
Product: MICAL like 1b, duplicate 2
Exons: 14
Coding region: 559-2262 (567 amino acids)
Molecular function (GO): protein binding
Source: RefSeq, a predicted model, not a curated record